UGAACAUUCCCAAAAAAACGAAAGGAAAAAUAACUUAAGACUUGAGAGAGAAUUGGAGACCUACACUUCUACAAAUCACUCGUGUCUUGUGCUUCUUACACUUCGUCCCUAAUCAGUUUCAAUUCCUUCAUCUCCCUCUUCAGAAGCUUCAAAUUGAAGUUCAUCAAUGGCGUCAUUUCUCAAAACCUCUAUUCUCUCUCAUCUGCAAUCUCAUCCUCAGAGGAGAGAGAAUUUGUUUGCGCAGCCAAGCCGAGGUUUUCAUGUCGAUCUUGGAGAGCGUGAGAAAGCUCUGUUGGCCAAGGACCCAGCGUUGAAUCGGUUCAAGUCAAAUAAACAGGGUGUAAAGCGAAUGAAAAGAGUAGGAGAUGUUCUGACGAUUGUUGUUGCGGCUGGCUGUUGCUACGGGGUCUAUGUCCGGGCCAAUAUGAGUAAGGAAGCUAAGCAAGUAAGCUGAAGUGCAUAACUUUGCAUGAACUUUUGUUACAUUGUGUGAGUUUUGGCUGGUUCCGUCUCGUAAGUACUUUGUACUGAAUAAGCAUCCCAACUAUGUCAUCUUCAAGUGUUUGUAGCAUACAAAAUUUUCUGGCGCUUUGGUUCAUUCACUUUUGUAGUUCAGGUUUUGCUUCUAUUUCCAUUCUCGAUCAUAAAUAAAACUUUGAUAUGAAGAAUUUGGUUGAAUGACCAGCUCUUAUUUGCGAAAUAUACUCUCCUUUCUUUAA
This is a messenger RNA of Beta vulgaris subsp. vulgaris (sugar beet), 719 nucleotides long. RefSeq lists its product as hypothetical. The record is from RefSeq and is a predicted model, not a curated record. The transcript is spliced from 4 exons. NCBI's taxonomy places the organism in Eukaryota, Viridiplantae, Streptophyta, Magnoliopsida, Caryophyllales, Amaranthaceae. The coding region runs from base 167 to 454 and encodes 95 amino acids.